Molecule: messenger RNA, 2928 nt
Organism: Drosophila santomea
Lineage: Eukaryota; Metazoa; Arthropoda; Insecta; Diptera; Drosophilidae
Exons: 5
Coding region: 615-2381 (588 amino acids)
Source: RefSeq, a predicted model, not a curated record
GCCAGCGAUUUUCAUCAGUCGCAACGCGUCUCUCGUUCUCAGCGGAGCUCAGGCCUUCGAAGAAGAAAAGCGGAAAACCUCAAGCGAAAAUCGGAAAAGUUUGAAAAUAGCGCAGUGCAAGUGUGCAUAUCUAGUAAAGCGCUGGCCGGUGUCGAACAAAAUCCACUUCGAUGUCGAUUAAUUCGCCAAUAUCGUUGAAAAACUCGGACCUGCAUUGAACAGGCAAAAGCGAUUAGUCCCCAGUACUAAACAAUAAAACAGCACAACACACAAAUUGUUUAAAUAAUCAAAGCGAGCAGAGAAAGACAAAGCCACGGCAAAGAAGUGCAGACAACAAGUUGUUUGCUUUUAGUUCGCGUUCUCCUUAUUUUAUUUUCCUUCCGUUCGCUUUUCCACGCACGCGCGUCGCGGAAAAGCCAAAUUGAAAACAUCAACAGUUGAAAGGCAACUGUUGCACUCUACCAACCGAAACGAAGCCAAUUUAAGCCAUACUUUUCAAAGUGGUAACACGCCAAAGCCGUCGAGCAUACAGAGAUUUGUGUGAAAUAAAGCGAACCAAAACCGAGAUCUUAACAGGAACACAAGGAUUUCGUCAAUAGGGCUUAGGCCAUUGUAUGGAUCAGUCUAAACCAACGACGAAAUUUGGAGACGAGCCGGACCUCCUGUUCAAGCGAGCGCAGGGCCGGAUUAGUCUGAUCAGUGCUGGAGCUGGAGCCGCCCAGGCUGGCCAAGCUGCCCACCAACCAUCACUGCAUCACUUAAGCCAACAACAGUUCGCCAACAUUCAACUAGACGCCACACUCAAUGAUUGCGAAAGUGGCUAUGUGCCCACCGUGGGCCGCUGGGGCUCCGAAUGGCCGAUGGCCUCUCCGGAUGAGGAUGAGGAGGCCACUGCCGCCGCCGCUGCCCAGGAUCCGUUGCUCCCGGCGGAUCAGCAGCUGGCGGAUGCGGUGGUGCGCGGAAUGGGAUUGGGAUUGACUACGACGCGAUCUGAUUUAUCCGCAACUGAGCACCCAACUGCACAUGGCACUGGCGCCAUCCGUCGCACACCCUCCACCUCCAGCGAGGAGGAGGAGGAGGAGGAGGACCUCGAGGACCAUGAGCUGGUGCCUUCGCCCGAUCUGACAUCGGUGGAUAGAUCGGAGCGUUACUCCGACAUCAGGCAGCUGCUGGCCAGACAGCAGCCCGUCGCAGCUGCGCUGGAGUGCAUCUCCGGCGCCCAAUUGAUAGUGGACGACGGCUACGACCUGGAGGCCUUCAACCAGGUGAACGGAGUGUGGCCCCUGGGUCAUCCGCUGCCGCUGCCCGACUGGUCGAGCUCGGAGUCCGCUGGCAAGGGCACCCUGAUCUUCGACAACGUCUGGCAGUAUGAGGAGCUGAACGGUAUAGUGGAGACCACGCUGCAGCGAAUGCUGGAGGAGACGCACUACAACACGGUCAACCUCUUCGUCGACUUCUAUCGCAGCUUUAAGCGCACCCGACGCUCUGAUCUGCGCAGCUUCUUCCAGUUCUAUGAUGUGCCCAUCAACAGGCGCCAUCACAUGUGCGUCUCUCUGGCCUUUGAGAUCAUGGCCAGGAUGGUGGAGAUGUUCCCGGUGCUGGCCAACUACCUGUACGUGGUGUCCUGCGAGGAGCAGGUGAUGGACUGCAACGACUACGUCCAGCUGGACGAGGAGUGCGGCCUGAAUUCGGUGGACGCGGGUGUGGAGAAGGAGCACGUCAUGGUGGCCAUGCGCAUUGCCAUCGGCGAGCGACGUGGUGUGAUGAUCCUGGACCCGGGCUACCAUGUCAGCAGGGCGGUGACUGUUAUGCAGGAUCAAAGCUAUCCGCAUACUGGCUGGUUCACCCAAUCCAAGGAGCCGCAUCUGCAGCGUGAUUAUUGCUAUGCUUACAGUCAGCAGAAUGGCAAGUUCGUGGAGUGGAAGGAGCGCGAGAUUCGCGGCGAGGAUACCAGCUACAAGACAUCGCUGAUCUACGUGGCCCAGGAGUACAUCACGGCCAUCGAUGUGACCGUGCGCCGCAAUCUGGUGUACAACUUCCGGUCGCUGCUCUCCCGAGACGCCAAGGGCCAGGUCUAUGCGGGCAUCUACUUCCCCUUGGUGGCCAAUGGCCAGGAGGCCUACCUCACCAUCUUCUACGACGGACCCAAUGAGCAGCGAGUGCGCACCAAGCUGAUGUUCAGCGCGUUUAAAGUGGGCAAGGGAAAGCUACCGGACUAUGUGGGUCAACAUCUCAGCAGGCUGGCGCCGCAGUUGAAGAUGCCGCUGCCGGAGUUGACCGAACUGUGCAAAUCCCUGGCCGAGGUGGUCACCGACCAGAGCUUCAUUAGCCAGGUGCUGGCCAUAAACGAUGACAUCGGCAACAUGUCCGUGGAGAAUUGACAGUUAAAGGAGCCUAAGGAUGUCGCUGCUACGGAAACGGAAACGAAGAUGGAGAAACAGGCGAUAAAAGACACUGACAACGCAGCUGCAACUUAGAGUUCCGAACCGUUGACCCUUUUGAAUAUUUUUUUCCUUUCCACAGUAAUAUUCUUAUUUAGUAGCUAAUAGGCACCUCUUACACCAGCACACACGAUUCAAGUAUAUAUUCAAUUUAGUCUAGUAUAUAUUUCAAAAUAUGUAUUCACCUAUACACAAGACAACACGCUCUAUAUGGUAAUCCCAACUGAAUGAUUUAAUCGAAAGCGAAACAAAAUUUUAUUACAAAUAUUUAAAGGAAAAGCGCAAAGCCUAGACUUCAAAGUUUCGCUUAGGUUCUCUUAAUUUCCAACUAAGUAUAUACUUAUGCGCAACUAUAUAAAGGCAAAAUUAGUUAUAACUGGUAUCAAGGCAAAACAUAAAUUGUAAUUGUUGUACGAACAUAUUUCCGUUUAAACACUUAAAUGCACUGUACUAUUUCGGUUCAAUAAAUAAAUCAGCUAGCAAAAAA